AACGUCAGCGUGUGCCAAAUAAUAACAAUAAUAAUAUAAAGUGAAAUGGGUUUUUUAUCAGUUUAAUUUGAUUUACCCAAGGAUGUCUUAUUAUUUAAAAAGAAAUACAAUAUUAUACAAUUGGAAUUAAUUGUUAAAACCUAAGUGUUUGUGUUGUCUAUUAGAAAUUGAUAACAAUAAAUAAAAAAAAAAUUAAUAGAAAAUUCUCAAGUGCAAUGUUAACAUGUAUUUUAUAACAAAUGAUGAUUACGUCAACUUUCUUCUUUUCGUACUAUAUUUACAUUACAUUUACUUUCUUUUUUCUUGUGUUGUGGUCGAAUCCUGUUCACUCUUUAUAAUAGCAAAUAAAAUCAAAUUUAUGUUUGCCGAUGACAUGCACUCAUAUUUCUUCAGGUCACUUAAUCAUCAUAUAUGCCAUUUUUAAGGUCUCAGCUUUUUCUUUCUAAAUCUUUCUAAACUUAAUAUCGAAAAAGAUUCAAAAAAAGUUGCUGACUUUUUAGCGGUAAAGGCCAAAAACUAAUGUGAACACAGUAGCAGUCUCAGUAGUAGUACUAGUUGCAACAAUUGAAGCGUAACGUUAAGAACACCAAGGAGUCCAGAACUAGUAGACAGACAGACAGAUAGACAAACAGACAAAUCUAUUAAUUUGUCUAACAUAAAAAAACAACAAUAACAAUGACUACAAAAGAAACAACUAUGGAAAAAUCAGUUCUAACAGAUAAAAAUAAUACUGCUGUGUAUCAACAGACCACAAAACCAAAAAAGAAACGGAGAGAUAAAAGUGAUUUGGGUCCCGAUUUUGUGGCACCCGAUGGUGGUUGGGGUUGGGUGGUAUGUUUAGCCGCCGGUUUCAGUAAUUUCUCCUUAUUUCCCGCCCUGCAACAAUAUGGUCUUAUAUAUCGAGAUCGCAUGAAAAAUUUGGGUUUUGAUGCCAAACAAACCACCACUAUAGUUAAUGUAGUCAUGGCCAUAUCUUCUUUAACGGGUUUGGUAAAUGGUGCCAUGUUUAGAAGAUUUACUUUUAGGCAAGUGGCUUUAGUGGGCAGUCUUUUGGGUUUUGCCGGUAUUUUCCUAUCAGCAUUUUGUGUGCAAUUUUGGCAAUAUGUAGUGUGUUUCUCCAGUAUUUAUGGUAUUGGUUUGGGUCUGUGCAUGGCAGCCAGUGCUUUAGCCGUAAAUACCUAUUUCAAAAAUAAACGGCGUAAGGCUACUGGUUUCUCUUGGACCAUAACCGGUUUGGGUCCCAUUAUAUUCCCCUAUUUUUCCACCGUUUUAAUGUACAACUAUGGUGCCCAGGGCUCCAUAUUAGUUUACUCCGCCAUAGCUCUUAAUGCUUUCCUGUGUGCCUUGACUUUUCAGCCUGUUUUACGUCAUGUAAAAAAACCUGAAAAAGAAAAGUUGGCCGAAACUAAUGGCAAUACCUUACCCAAUACCGCUAAUGCCAAUGACAAAGAUCUAGCCGAGUUUGAGUGUAAAUAUUGUCAGUAUCAACGCAAGGGAAAACGUAGCAUUUUCUCCUCACAAUAUCUCUUCAAUGAAGAUGAUCCCGAAAGACCCGGCUAUGAGAUUACCGAACCGGCUACACCCAUGUUGGCCAGAGCUAAUGAUGGUUGGUAUGGUUCGAAAAUGUCUUUGGCAUCGGAAAAGCUACCACGCUACAGACCCUCAAAAGUAUUAAAACGUCAGUUGUCGAGACGUGAUGGUGGCGAGGGUGGUCAUGAGGAAACUCCAGACGAGGCUUCUUUAUAUAAACCUAAUUAUUUCAAUCGUGAAAGAGAAGAUGAAGAUCGUUAUGCUAGUAAAACGAGUAUCUAUUCUAAACCUGGUUUUGAUGAAUUUCGCUGUACUUGUGCCGAGGAAAAGGCUUUACUGCAAAAACUAACCGAUGAAGAGAAAAAGUUGGAAGCAGCCAAACUACAAGCGGCCAUAGAAGAAGAUGAACGUAUUAAAAGUAAAAUGACUAUAGGUCAAAAAAUAGUGAAAUUUUUCGAUUUGGAUUUAUUGAAAGAUUUCACCUUUGUCAAUCUGGCCAUGGGCAUGACUAUAAUGAUGUUUGGUGAAAUGAAUUUUUCCGUAUUGACACCCUUUAUCUUAAACAGUUUUGGUUAUUCGGAUGGUCAAAUUUCCCUGGCCAUGUCUUUGUUGGGCGGUAUGGAUAUUACAGUGCGUUUCUUGGCACCUUUUGCUUUGGAAAAAGUAAAAUUAGAUAAUCGUGUUUUAUUUGCCUUUGGCAUUAUAGCCAUUUCGAUUGGCCGUGUUAUUGUAACCAUAACCGAUUCGUAUAAUGUCGUUAUGGCGGUAUUUGUUUUGAUUGGUUUCGGCAAGGGCUUUCGUACGAUUUUCUCACCUUUAAUUAUACCCAGUUAUGUGCCAUUAAAUCGAUUACCAGCUGCCUCCGGUUUACAAUUGAUAUUUAACUCAAUAUUUUCUUUUGCCUUUGGUCCAAUUUUGGGUAUUAUCACCGAUGUCUAUAGCUAUAAAGUAACUAUACACUUUAUUAAUGGUCUUACUACUAUGGCUCUAUUGUUUUGGCUAAGUGAAUCUAUGAUUCGUAAAAUGUUAAAGAAAAGAUCACAGGGAGCUCAAGUUUAAUUUAAACGCAUAAAAAAAGUUUAAUUUUAAACCUCAAAUAAAGCUUUAAAAGCUGUUACUUACAAAUUACAAAAAAAAACUGUCUACUUAAAAUGCUACAAAAUUAUUUAAGAAAAAAAUAUUUAGACCUAAAGAGUCUUCCUUUAUUUAUUGUAAUAUAUAGAAUAAGUUUUUAGAGAAAUCAGUUAAAAGGCAAAUGUUUGAUUAAUUAUGUUUUAUAUAAAAAAAUUAAGUGCAAUAUUUAAAACAAAUUUAAACAAAUUAAUUGGUUAAAUAUUUUACUUCUUAACCUUUCUAUAGCCGUGUAGUUUCUUAUUUUUUGGUUAUCAUAAGUUGAACUAUAUAGUUUUAAUAAAACUUUGGAUAACAAAUUCGGCUUCUCAGACUUACGCUUUUUGUUAGAAGUAUCGAAAGGUUAAGAAAAAAUUUGUGAUUUAAAAGAAAUUAUUAAAAAACUUCGAAAACCCUAAGGGACUCUUUUGUUACAGUUCAUGAAGAAUUUAUACAUGCGGAAAAAAUAAAUAUGGUUACUACAACUAUAAAAUGUUUAUUUAUUACCAAAAACAUGUACAUAAUUGCUAUUUUAAUAAAAUUUCAACAAUAUUUUUGUUUCAUUAAACAUUUUCAUGUUUAUGACAAUUAUCAUAUUGUGUAUGACUCACUGAAACAUAAUUAGUUUUAUAACAACUAUAUAAUGACAAAUAAUGAAAACAAAUUAUGUUAUUUAUAAAUAACCAUUAUAUGUUCUAUUUGCUGAUACAACAACAAAAUCAAAAUUUUGCCAUACAAUUAAU
Lucilia cuprina (Australian sheep blowfly) is the source of this 3383-nucleotide messenger RNA. RefSeq lists its product as uncharacterized. Gene Ontology annotation, molecular function: monocarboxylic acid transmembrane transporter activity. Gene Ontology annotation, biological process: transmembrane transport; monocarboxylic acid transport. Lineage: Eukaryota; Metazoa; Arthropoda; Insecta; Diptera; Calliphoridae. The record is from RefSeq and is a predicted model, not a curated record. The transcript is spliced from 5 exons. The coding region runs from base 676 to 2589 and encodes 637 amino acids.